UCACGAUGAUCAUCAGGCAUCCCGUGCUGAACCGGACACGAUUGUCCCUGUCAUGUCCCGCAUUGCCAUUGGGCAGUGGGCACACGUGCGGCUCGCUAAUGCGACUCUCGAUCUGUGGAUGCCUGCGUUCACAGCCCUCAAUGUCCAGCCUUAAAGUCCUGGUCUCUCCGCCAGAGCCAGCCCUCAUAGACCAACUUACAUUCACUUGACAGCUACGAAGCCAGAACUCGAGGUAGUGAUCGUGGACAAGAUUUUGAACAAUGCCAAGCUCGGUAAGCUGCACGCAGAAGCGGUUACGGCGCCAUGCUCCCAAGGUUCGCACAGGAUGUGUUACUUGUAAAACACGGAAGCUGCGGUGUGACGAAACGAAACCAAGCUGCGUGAGGUGUACCUCGACGGGCCGCCGGUGCGAUGGUUACGUCGCCCUGAGAACUCUUCUAUUCGAAAUACCACAAGACAAGGACGAACGGUGGGGUUUCUACUACUUCCGAGACAGGACUUCAAGACAGCUCCUCAGCUUCGCCCAUCACGAUUUCUGGAAUCGCGUGGCCAUUCAAGCUGCCUAUUCCCGUGCCAUUGUCAGGCACGCGCUGGUCGCAAUUGCCUCCUAUCACGAGAGUGUUGACCAUCCUGACCAGCUUCGACGGCUAGACCGCCAGCUGUUCGCCUUUCGCCAAUAUAACAAGGCAAUAACAAGCAUCCUCGAUGCCGGGGCCCACUGUGAUGUGGAGGAUGUUCUGCUGGCAUCAAUCCUAUUCACAUUCCUGGAAAACGUUCGAGGCGCGCUGUCAAGCGCCCUGGUUCACCUUCAUGCAGGACUGCGAGUUCUUUCCGAGUGGCGGUCUUCGCACGGACCUUGGGACAAGGCCAAAGCCUCCAAUCGACUCAUUGAGGAGCAUCUUGCGCCCAUCCUAGCUCAUCUCCAGGACACGGCUGCCACCUUGAUGCCGGUACGACCACAUCAGCCGAUGAUAUCCUCGACUGAUCCGCCAGAGUGUUUUCACUCUCUUCAAGAAAGCCACUUCUAUUUUGAAAAGAUAGUUCGUGGUCUCUGCAGCAGUCUCCAAUCCGUUCAUGAACGGGACACAUGGCCUUACGGUGAUCUGAGCAUCGCUCAAAAGGGGCAGGAAUUGCUAUGGGCAUGGUAUAAUUCCUUCACGAAGUUUCUCGGCAAGGCGAGACACGACGUCUGCUUUUGCUCCGCUCCUUCCUCUCCUUACCACUUUGACGUUGGAGCCUGCUAUUUACAGAUGCAAUUUUGGGCCGCCAUAAUUCGACUGGAGUCAAAGGUAUAUCGAUCGGAAAUGGUGUUUGACAACCAUUUGCCUGAGUUCCAGAUUCUGCUCGACAUGACUGCACAGCUCGCGGACAUGCUUGAUAUGGAAGAGGCAGCUGGUGCUGAUACUUGUCUUGGCUUCCACAUAGAAUACGUUGCUAUCGCCGGGUUUAUCGGAUUGCGUUGUCGGGACCCCGUCAUUCGCAGGGGCGCGAUUGGUUUGCUGCGAUCUCACCCGAGGACAGAAGGCAUUUGGCAAAAUACAGUGUCGGCCGACCUUGCAGAAUUCAUCAUGACACGCGAAGAGAUACAGAGCAACGCUUGCGUCCCCAUCAGCUGUCAUGAUCUUCCUGAACACUGCCGAAUUCAGCUUCUUGCAAGCAGUUUUCUUGUGUAUGACCAGAGAAGCAAAAACUUCCGAAUUGCCCAAGGCGUCUCGUCUCCAGAUCUGAUCAAGAUCAGGGUUAUUCGGUCUGGGAUAAGGCCAGCAGACCAAGACUUUGAAACUUUCUGGAUCGACCGUCGCCCAGAACAGAGCAUGGGUAUGCCCAGAGAUUGCCUCCCGGGCGAUGUAUCAGGUCUCUUUCCGCAAACCGUCGAAACCGAGUCGAAUCUGUGGCGACAAAUGCGCGGUGGGAAAUGGGCCGACUACCUCGAAAGAUCCGCUGCGUCGCAUAUGUGUGGAAAUGUCAAAGGGAUCCAGGGAGGACAUGAGUAAGGAAGGUCCGCCUGAGUUUGCCCGCUGUCAAAGGCACUGCAUUGCUAGACAAUUCCGGGUCUAAAAUUUGAAGACCCAAACUGUCCACCUAGGUCACAAAUUCACAAAUGCUCAAGACCACCGCUAUUGCAGACCUGAUUUCGGCAGCAACGGGACAACGAGGACACAUCUGGAUAGGUGAGGGCACGGGUUCCAGGAUCGAUCCAUCGUUCCUUUGACAGCUUGAUGUUGACUCUAGGCCGUGACAGCAACGUAGGCGUUCUGGAUGGACCACCCGACGACACCAUUGGAAUGGGACAAGUCAGCAGUGAGUUGUCGCGCAGAAUUUCAGCGAUGCAUUUCGCUGGCCUGGAAUCCACC
Cladophialophora immunda is the source of this 2354-nucleotide messenger RNA. RefSeq lists its product as uncharacterized. NCBI's taxonomy places the organism in Eukaryota, Fungi, Ascomycota, Eurotiomycetes, Chaetothyriales, Herpotrichiellaceae. The coding region runs from base 261 to 1994 and encodes 577 amino acids. Gene Ontology annotation, molecular function: DNA-binding transcription factor activity, RNA polymerase II-specific; zinc ion binding. The transcript is spliced from 2 exons. Gene Ontology annotation, biological process: regulation of DNA-templated transcription. The record is from RefSeq and is a predicted model, not a curated record.